Messenger RNA from Thalassophryne amazonica, 2604 nucleotides. RefSeq lists its product as uncharacterized. The record is from RefSeq and is a predicted model, not a curated record. Gene Ontology annotation, biological process: DNA integration. Gene Ontology annotation, molecular function: nucleic acid binding. Lineage: Eukaryota; Metazoa; Chordata; Actinopteri; Batrachoidiformes; Batrachoididae.
AUGUUCGUUGCUGCGCUCAGGAAGUUAGCGGAGCACUGUGAAUUUAAAGAGGACUCGCUUAAUGAUGCCAUUCGUGACCGGCUGGUCUGUGGACUGUGCAAUGAGGCCACUCAGAGAAAACUGCUAACUGAGGACAAAUUAACUCUGACCAAAGCAAUUGAAAUAAGUGUGUCAAUGGAAAUGGCCGCAAAGGAGGCACAACAGUUGAGUGCAGCCAUGGCUAAGUUGUUGAAGGUAGCCAGUCACAUUGAAAAGGCCUGUCGUAAUAAGAAAAAGGGAACUCAGUCAAUGCAGAAAAACUUUAACAAACAAAAGAGAGUGGCUGCACAUAAGAAAACGGUGCAUAUGAUGGAAAAAGAAGCUAGUGCCAGUGAAUCCACUGAUGACGAGUUGCCCCUUCACAUUCUUUCGCUGGCUGGAGGGUCUGACAGCUACUGGACAACACCCUUGCUGGAGGGCAAACCUGUGCGGAUGGAAAUUGACACCGGGGCAGCAGUGUCACUUGUUUCUGAGACAGUGUAUCAUGAACACUUACACCACUUGCAAAUCCAACCAGCACGGGUGGUGCUGAAGACCUAUACAGGGGAGACAGUGGCUGUCAAGGGCUUGGUCAUGGUCAAAGUGGAGCUAAAUGGACAAUGUGUAAAGCUGCCCUUAUAUGUUGUUUGGGGCAAUUACCCAUCUCUGCUCGACCGAUCAUGGAUGGAUAAAAUGCAGAUUGACUGGCCUACCAUCCGCAUGUUGAGCCAAGGAGAGACAGCUCUAGAAGCUGUAUUAAAGAAACACGGUGAACUCUUCACAGAAGGACUAGGGCACAUGAAGCGUAUCACUGCAAAGCUGACCCUGAAACCAGGGAGCAACCCCCGAUUCAUCAAAGCGUGGCCGGUCCCAUACGCACUGCGACCAAAAGUGGGAAAGGAGCUGGACAGUCUGGUGAAUAGUGGGGUGCUCGAACCGGUGCCUGUCAGUGACUGGGCUACCCCAAUCGUGCCUGUCCUUAAGAAAAAUGGAAGCCUCCUUUGCGGCGAUUUCAAAGUGACAGUUAACCCAGCCUUGCAAAGUGAACAUUACCCGCUGCCCCUCAUUGAUGACCUGUUCGCCGGUCUAGCAAACGGCAAACAAUUCAGCAAAAUCGACUUGAACCAGGCCUAUCUGCAGAUGCCAGUGGACCCCGAGUCCAAAGAGCUACUGACAGUCAGCACGCAUAAGGGCCUUUUUCGGUACUGUCAUUUCGCUUUUGGAAUCACGUCAGCCCCCGCACUUUUUCAAAAGGCCAUGGACCAGAUUCUGGAUGGGCUACCGGGGGUACAGUGCUACUUGGACGAUAUCCUCAUCACGGGGAGGGACAACGCCGACCACCUCCACAACCUGGACAUGACAUUACAGAGGCUGGGGGAAUAUGGACUGAAAGUUCGCAAGGAAAAAUGUGAGUUUUUCCAGUCCUCCAUCGAGUACCUGGGCCAUGUGAUCGAUGGCACGGGUCUACACAAGGCCCCCUCCAAGACCAAGGCCAUCUUGGAAGCCCCAGCACCACAAAACAUAAACCAUUUAUGCUCAUACCUGGGGCUCCUGAACUAUUACAGCCGAUUCAACCCAAAUCUCUCCACUUUAUUGAAACCGCUCCAUGAAUUACUGAUGCAUGGAAGGAAAUGGGAGUGGUCAGAGUCUUGCCAAAUGGCUUUUGCCAGCUCCAAGAAAGCCCUUUUGAACUCUGAGGUGCUGACCCAUUUUGACCCGGCACUGCCACUUCAGUUAGCCUGUGACGCUUCCCCCUAUGGGGUUGGUGCGGUCAUCUCACACAUCAUGCCGGACGGCACAGACAAACCAAUUGCUUUCGCAUCAAAGACCCUCAACAAAGCUGAAUGUAACUACGCACAGAUUGAGCGGGAGGCUCUGAGCAUUGUGUUCGGAAUUAGGAAAUUCCAUCAGUAUCUGUUCGGAAGGAGAUUCACGUUUCUGACUGACCAUAAACCACUAACAGCCUUACUGGGACCACACACGGGCAUUCCACCGUUGGCCGCAAGCAGAAUGCAAAGAUGGGCCCUGCUGUUACAACAGGAACUCUCUGUACAGUCAGGGUGUCUGCUGUGGGGCAGAAGGAUAAUCAUACCCCCUUCUCUGCGGAGCCCCAUGCUGAAACAGCUCCACGUUGGCCACUGUGGCAUAGUGCGCAUGAAGGAGCUGGCCCGCAGCUACUUCUGGUGGCCGGGGUUAGACAAGAACAUUGAGGAAAAUGCAGCCCGUUGCACCACCUGUCAGACGGUGCGAAACGCACCACAACCAGCUGCAGUCCACCCAUGGGAAUGGCCAGCUGAGCGCAUACAUAUAGACUUUGCUGGACCAUUCGAGGAGAGAAUGUUCCUGGUGGUCGUGGACGCGCACAGCAAAUGGCCGGACGUGGCCAUCAUGAGGUCUACAACUACCAGGAAAACCAUCAAGAGACUGGAGGAAAUGUUCAGCCGGUAUGGAAUACCGGAACAGCUGGUGAGCGACAACGGACCCCAAUUUGUUGCCAAAGAGAUGGAGGCUUUCCUCAGAAUGAGUGGAAUCCAACACAUUAGGUCAGCACCUUACCACCCGUCCACCAAUGGUCUGGUGGUCUAA